This is a messenger RNA of Trichomonas vaginalis G3, 651 nucleotides long. RefSeq lists its product as uncharacterized. Bases 1 to 651 code for a protein of 216 amino acids. The record is from RefSeq and is a predicted model, not a curated record. The transcript has a single exon. NCBI's taxonomy places the organism in Eukaryota, Parabasalia, Trichomonadida, Trichomonadidae.
AUGUUCGCAGUAUAUUUUCAUGGGCAGUAUAAAGGUUCUGAUGGUCUAAUAGACAAAUUUGACGAAAUGAGAAUCUUUACAGUUCGUUCAGACGAAAGUCUUGAGAAAACUCUAAAUGACUUUCAAACUCAAAUGAACAAAUACUAUUGGGAAUUUCAAGAAAAAUACGACUCUUUACUAAAUGGAACAUACUAUCUGAAACUAGAAUAUGACAAGAUGAACUCCACCGUUUCAUUUCAAAAGAUUGAAAUUAACCCUCCAAGAGAUACGGAGUUUUUAUUUUGGGGAGUAGACAAACGUUCUUGGGCACAAUUUCUUCGGUUACUAAACCAGAACGAACCAUUACCACCAGAUGGUCCAUUUAAAUUUAUACUUCCACCAGCAGAUUUGACAGUUUAUAGAAAUGUGUUCGACCCUCAAAAUGUUAUGUGUCAUGCAAGUUUCAGUUCAAGCAACAAUAGUUUUCUAAGUAUCGGUAAGGACUUUUAUGACUUUGCUUCUAAAUUCUACGAACCACCUAGUAACAGUUUCUCUGACUUUCAAGUUUGGUUCACAACAAAUGGUGUGCAGCAUAUAAUACCAUUGUACUAUGACUUUUAUCUCGAAUUGUCUUUCAUAUACAACUACGGAAAAGUGCUGAAAAAGUAUUGA